Messenger RNA from Theobroma cacao (cacao), 1002 nucleotides. RefSeq names its product ribosomal protein 5A (gene RPS5A). NCBI's taxonomy places the organism in Eukaryota, Viridiplantae, Streptophyta, Magnoliopsida, Malvales, Malvaceae. Gene Ontology annotation, molecular function: RNA binding; structural constituent of ribosome. Gene Ontology annotation, cellular component: small ribosomal subunit. The record is from RefSeq and is a predicted model, not a curated record. Gene Ontology annotation, biological process: translation.
GAAGCAGCUAUAAAAGCCAAGACAGCUAGGGUUUUUUCACUUCUUCAUCCUGGUACGCAUUUUUCCUCGCCGCUCGCCACCGUCUCUCUUUCUCUCUACUGACAGGUAUGGCGACAGCCGUGGCAGCCACCGGGACAGCACAGCCAGAAGGAACUCAACCUCACUUCGAGGUCAAGCUCUUCAACCGGUGGAGCUUCGAGGAAGUUCAGGUCACUGAUAUCUCUUUGAGUGACUACAUUGGUGUCCAAGCUGCUAAGCAUGCGACCUAUGUGCCACACACUGCUGGGAGGUACUCAGUUAAGCGUUUCAGGAAGGCUCAGUGCCCAAUUGUUGAGAGGCUUACAAACUCACUGAUGAUGCAUGGCCGUAACAAUGGAAAGAAACUCAUGGCAGUCAGGAUUGUGAAGCAUGCCAUGGAAAUUAUUCAUCUCCUGACUGAUCAGAACCCAAUUCAAGUCAUUGUUGAUGCUAUCAUCAACAGUGGACCCCGUGAAGAUGCUACUCGUAUUGGUUCUGCUGGUGUUGUCAGGCGUCAGGCUGUUGAUAUUUCUCCUCUUCGUCGUGUGAAUCAGGCCAUCUAUCUCCUGACCACUGGUGCCCGUGAAUCUGCAUUCAGAAACAUUAAAACUAUUGCUGAAUGUUUGGCUGAUGAGCUUAUUAAUGCUGCAAAGGGAUCAUCAAAUAGCUAUGCCAUCAAGAAGAAGGAUGAAAUCGAGAGAGUUGCCAAGGCCAACCGUUGAGGAAUUAGAAGAGAUUGCACACCAAUGGAGUGGAGAAUUUUGUUAUUUUUAAUCAGCACUUGAUAAGUUGGUCUUUUUUGUCUCUUGGACAUGCUAAGAAUGUUUUGUUUGUUUUUCAAGUUGACAAGUUAGUUUCUGGUUAAAAAGGAGUUUGUUUUAGUAGAUAAUAUUAAAGAAUGCAUGUUGGUUAUUGAUUUAAUAUGAGAUGCUUUUUCCUAAAACAUGGUUGAAUCCUAAAUUUCAGUAGUUGCUGGUGAUUUCA